Molecule: messenger RNA, 429 nt
Organism: Trichomonas vaginalis G3
Lineage: Eukaryota; Parabasalia; Trichomonadida; Trichomonadidae
Exons: 1
Coding region: 1-429 (142 amino acids)
Source: RefSeq, a predicted model, not a curated record
AUGUCCCACGUCCCACCAACCCAGUCCAUUCCCAAACCAGAGGAACCUAAAGAACCACAACAGUCUCCUCAGCAACCUCAGUUCCAGCAAGUACCUCCGAAUUUCUACCAAUUUCCACCUCAAGGUUACUACCCACCACAAGGCUUCCCGAACUACCCUCCUCUGCCUAUGCCUUACUUCCCCAACCCUUGGAUGUUCCAGCAAGCUCCACCCCAGCAAUUCCAAUCUCAAUCCAAAUCGAAGAGAGACCAAGAGUUCGAAGAAGGUCUGAACCGUUUACGCAAAGAGUAUGCUACAGCUCCAAUUGAGAGAAAGUUGUUCCCGGACCAAAAAUAUAAUUUAGGUGAAGAGGUUAGAUCUAACACGUUUUCUAACACGUUUUCUAACCUCAUGAAUUUUCAUGACUUCUUCGUAAAUGUUUUGUCAUGA